This is a messenger RNA of Suricata suricatta (meerkat), 768 nucleotides long. RefSeq names its product APC regulator of WNT signaling pathway 2 (gene APC2). Gene Ontology annotation, cellular component: cytoplasmic microtubule; catenin complex; beta-catenin destruction complex. Gene Ontology annotation, molecular function: beta-catenin binding; microtubule binding; gamma-catenin binding. NCBI's taxonomy places the organism in Eukaryota, Metazoa, Chordata, Mammalia, Carnivora, Herpestidae. The coding region runs from base 83 to 580 and encodes 165 amino acids. The record is from RefSeq and is a predicted model, not a curated record. Gene Ontology annotation, biological process: nervous system development; negative regulation of microtubule depolymerization; pattern specification process. The transcript is spliced from 4 exons.
CUGGACAGAGGAGGCUGGGCCAGAGCGAGGACAGCCACACACAAAGAAGCGGGUGGCAGGGCGAGAGCCCAGGAGAUGGGGCAUGGGGCUCCGGGGGCUGCAGGCGCUGGUACAGGGCUGCCGGGAGGAGAGCUGGGCCGGGCAGGCGCUGCAGGAGCUGAAGAUGACGAGCUCCGUGGCGCCCUACGAGCAGCUGGUGCGGCAGGUGGAGGCCUUGAAGGCUGAGAACAGCCACCUGAGGCAGGAGCUUCGCGACAACUCGAGCCACCUGUCCAAGCUAGAGACGGAGACUUCGGGCAUGAAGGAGGUCCUGAAGCACUUACAAGGCAAGCUGGAGCAGGAGGCCGGAGUGCUGGUGUCCUUGGGGCAGACCGAGGUGCUGGAGCAGCUGAAAGCCCUGCAGAUGGACAUCACCAGCCUGUACAACCUCAAGUUCCAGCCCCCGGCCCUAGGCCCUGAGCCCACUGGCCGGACCCCGGAAGGAAGCCCAGCACACAGCUCUGGGCCCUCGCAGGACAGCUUUGGGGAGCUGAGCCGGGCGACCGUCCGGCUGCUGGAGGAACUGGACCGGGAAAGGUGAGCUGCAGGUGGCGGGAACCGGCCAAUGGACAGUCGCAAAGCUCCGCCCCAGCAUCUCUGCCCAGGACCCCCGAGUCCCCAGUGGACCUCAGCUGGAGGACAAAGAGGAAGGGGGAGUUCCUGGCAAAGGGCAGGGCUCCUGGGAGAUGUCCCCAGGGGUCCCCAGCAUGCAGGCUUCGAGAGGGACAG